UUUCUCACCGGAGCACUUAAUGUAAUGGACUGUCAACAAAGAAUAUGGCGGCGGUUUGUACGUAGUUGAUUCAACUCAACGUGACAAAUGCAAGGUGAACGCAUACAUUGGCCUUAAAAAGACCAUCAGAGCUGCCCAGAGGCUGAACACCGAGCUGCAGUGAAGUCAUGGUGCUGAAGAUCUUCUUCCCACAGUGCUGUAACCGGGCUGACAGCGGGCUGCUGGUCGGCCGCUGGAUCACUGGUCAUGACUCGGCUGUGGUGUUGGCUGUCAUCCACUACCCAUUCAUCCCCGGACAGGUCAAACAGUACCUCCAGCAGGUGCAGGCUCAGAGCGGAGUGGAACUGUCAGUGCUGGGCUCAUGGAGUUUACCCACAGAGAGUCAGGAGGGCAUGGAGAGCUUCCUCAGAGACCUCAGCACCAUCUUUCCCCAGGAACGCUGGCUGCAGGUUAGCCGCCAGAUAGGCAAGACAGGCUUCAACUGUGAUGUCCUCAAUCCAGCUCAGAAUGGACGAGCGGCUCAGCGGGAGGCAAAAAAGAAAAAGGGUGAGGAGGAUGAGAAGAGUGAUGGCUAUGCUGGACAUAAGGGAAACAACAAUGAGGAGGAGGAGAAGGUGAUCUUUAUCCACUACGAGCAGAGAAAUGUGAUGCUGUCGCAGCUUCACCCCAUUGAGAACGGAGUUUCUGACCCCAAAACUGAUGCACCGUCAGAACUGAGACAGAUGUUCCAGACGGUCGCCAGCAGCCAGCCUCUGUUCUUUCUGGAUAAAUACGAUGAUGGGCCACUGAAGUUGACUCACUGGCAGUCAGAAGGUCGAGAGGCCAGCAUCAUCGCAGAGCUGUUUAAACAGGCUUCUGUACCGCUCUGCCGGCUCAUCAGCUGGCUGCUCUCCAUAUGGGUGUGGGUUUGUAACAUCUGGGUCUUCAGUCUUUACCCGUUGCGCUUCCUGGCCAGUAAACUGUCAACAUGUGUCCAGCUCAGCUACAGGACUGAACACAUGAAGACGCUCAGCUCACCAAAACCAGCCACUGACCACACAGAUUUCAUGAGGAAAGCCACUAUUAUGGUGUCCUUCCUGGUGGAUGUGGCUCUUGGUGUCUUGCUCAUCUUGUGGCUCUACAGAGACAACCACAUCCCCAUGUUAGCCAACGCACUUGUACCAGCAGCUGAUCAUGUGGCUAAAGAGUUGGAAGAGCUGCUGCAAUGGCUGAUGGGAGCUCCUGCAGGGCUAAAGAUGAACCGGGCCCUGGACCAGGUUCUGGGCCGCUUCUUCCUCUACCACAUUCACCUCUGGAUCAGCUAUAUCCGCCUGAUGUCCCCCUUCAUCGAGGGCAUCCUCUGGUAUGGAGGUCUGUCAGCCUGCUUCGGUCUGACCUUUGCCCUCUCGUUGUUUUCUGACAUGGUGGCCCUGCUCACCUUCCACAUCUACUGCUUCUACGUCUAUGGAGCCAGGCUGUACUGUUUGAAAAUCUACGGCCUCUCGUCUCUCUGGAGGCUUUUCAGAGGCAAGAAGUGGAAUGUCCUGCGGCAGAGAGUGGAUUCCUGCUCCUAUGACCUGGACCAGCUCUUCAUUGGAACGCUGCUAUUCACCAUCCUGCUGUUCCUGCUGCCCACCACCGCUCUCUACUACCUGGUCUUCACUCUGUUGCGGCUGGUGGUGGUGCUUUUCCAGGGCGUCCUCCACCUCAGCGUGGACUUCAUCAACUCCUUUCCUCUGUUCGCUUUGGGCCUCCGCGUCUGUCGGCCCUACAGACUGGCAGAAGGUGUAAAGUUCAGGGUGCUGUGUGACGAGCCUGGCACAGCCCUUCACCUGCAAAUGGAGAUGAAUCCUCUGAAGUUCAACACAGUGGUUCAGACCUAUCGCACCCCAACUUACAGCUGUUACCCCAAGGACUCGUGGGCCACCCUGGUCAAGAAACUGUUUGUUGGCGAGUUGAUUUACCCAUGGAAACACAAAAGCACCAAGACUGACUGAGAGACACCAGGUGGAAAUGUAAGCUAGAGAGAAAAGGAGAUGAGGGAACAGAGGAAAGGGAAGGGACUGAAUAAAUAAUGAGAUGAAUACAGACAGAUGGAGGGAAACAGGGGAAAUGGGAGGCAAGGGUGACGCUGGUAUGAAGACCUUUGAUUUGAGAUCCAUUCCUGUUAGAUGGGAAGAACGUCAGAGUGUUUUAAGUUGACUGAAGCUCAGUACACUUGUCCUUCCUUUAUCAGUAUGGAGGCAAAUGAUAAAUAUGAGCUUACAACAAAUGUGACAGUGCCAGCCUUAAACCUAAAGCCAGCAAAUAGUCAUUUCCUGAGUUUGUGUUUUAAGAGCUGUGAUCAUAAAAAUGAGUUGGUACAUGGUGAAAAUCUUUUAUUUUAUUUUUUUUAAUCACUAUUUGAAGUAUAAACAUUUUCUUUAUGUGACAUCAGGUUUUUUUUUUGCCCCAGUAGGAAAAAUUAGACAAGCUGUUGAUGUUAACAAAACACCAAGGACCUAAAACAAGAAAAAAUAUAUAUAUAAGUUGAAGUUUUAAUCUGCAGAUAUGAAAAAGACUUGAAAUAAUUUUUAAUGGAUGACUGCACCCCAAAACAAAAAGACUGACCUUGUUUCUCCCCCUGAUCUCAGUGAAAUCUCCACUGCGGUUUGUAUGAGCAACAAGCACAGAGCAUUUGGUCUGUGUACUAUACUGCAGCUAGAGCUUUUGAGCUCUCAGUUCACUAAAAUCAUUCAACUAUGAAACACACAGCAUCACUAGGUUGAGAAAGAAAAAAAUCUUAUUGGAGGAUUGCAGAGACCACAAAGCGUUUAAUGAUCUAGUACUCUCGUGUUCCCCUGGCUUAUGGCGCUUAGAAUGAGCACAUUGCUUUUUGUGAUCACACUUCUCAUGUUAUGUACUGGUUCUUAGUGACAUAUGCCACUACUGAUUGAUAUGCCACACCUAAUUCACUGACAGAUACCACUUUUCACCAGCAAAUACCACUGUUGUUUUAGUGGCUAAUGCAGAUUUUUAUUUGUAAGUGACUUUGACCAGAGACAGAGUACAUCACUGCUGUUCAGUUGACACAUGCCACAUGAAAACGGCAUAUCACUCCCCACUGCCAUACAACAACUGUUCUUGACAUAUUUCUGUGCUCCACUAACAAACUGUUUCUGGCAUUCCACUAAUG
Messenger RNA from Monopterus albus (swamp eel), 3154 nucleotides. It is a transcript of the gene pigq, whose product is annotated as phosphatidylinositol glycan anchor biosynthesis, class Q. The coding region runs from base 168 to 1976 and encodes 602 amino acids. Gene Ontology annotation, cellular component: endoplasmic reticulum; membrane. NCBI's taxonomy places the organism in Eukaryota, Metazoa, Chordata, Actinopteri, Synbranchiformes, Synbranchidae. The transcript is spliced from 14 exons. Gene Ontology annotation, biological process: GPI anchor biosynthetic process. The record is from RefSeq and is a predicted model, not a curated record.